AGGAGUCCACCCUCUCUCUGCAGGGAUGGGGACAGUCCAAGCAUCAGCCCUGGCAGGGAGAGCGCUGGAGGGCAUGGCAAAUGCAGCCCACUGGGAUCCUGGCUCCGUCGAGGUCCUGCAAGGACAGGGACAGGAGACAGGAGAGACCUUGGAGACACCACCACCUUUUCCUAGCACAGUGCUAACCUCUCAUCAGCCAAGGGAAGCUUCUGACUUUGGUCCAGCAACUUCUGCCAUUCCUCAGACAAGCCUGGAGAAAAACUUGACUGCUGCAACACUCAAUGCCACUGGGGCCCACACUGCAGAGGUGGAGAAUGGCUUCAUCCCUACCACCCCCAUGGCGGGCUCCAAAGCAGAGAGACUGCAGGCUUCCACCACUGCCAGCCCUGGGGACAUCACAGUUACACAUCCUGAGCACCACAAUCUGAGCUUGUCAGUCAACAGCAGCACUGAAAUCCCUUCCCCUACACCAACUGCCAGCACUCUGGAAGAAAACCAGCCCAGCCAUGAAGCCACAGAGCCUUUCAGCACAACUGAAGAAACGGAUGAGGCCACCAGUGCAACCCCCUCACUUCCUCUGAACACUGUGCCGGCAACAACUAACAGCUCUCAGCUGGGGCCUUUUGAUGAGCAGACCGUGGGGCCCACAGCAGCAAGGUCUGAAACCAGGCCAGGAACGAGCCCUGUGGGUGCCACAGAGGAGAGCACUGUUGAGCCCAGAACCUUCUCUGCUCCCAUCUCCACCGUACAGAGCACGUCCUCUGCCACCGCCUCCCAGACUGUGACCGUGAGACCCCUCAUGACCAGCUCCAUGUCUGCCAGCACAGCUGCCAUGCCCACCAGCACAUCUGCACGGGUGCAGUCAUCAGAGCCCAGGCAUGAGAAAGCUUCUGUGUUGAAUGUUGGUGAUGAUGAAAAUUCAGAGCAACCCAGUUCGGCUGAUACAACAAGGGCUGAUCCCUUGGUGAUCACCGUGAUCUCCGUCUUCAUUGUCAUGGUGGGCAUCCUCGGCCUGGUGGGCUUCUUGAGGUACCGCCAGCACAACAACCGCAUGGAAUUCCGGCGCCUGCAGGACCUGCCCAUGGAUGACAUGAUGGAGGACACCCCUCUCUCACUCUACAGCUACUAGGCAACCAGGUUGUCCUCUGCCUGGCCGGCUGAACUUCCCUGAGGAAAAGGCCUUGAGGACUUGGUCCCAGAUGAUCUGCCAAGGAAUGAGGGGCUAUGAUUUGCACACAACUGAAAGAUCCUUUUCAGAUGGUUUUUCGUUUUAGACGUUUUAAAUAGUUCAGUGUUGAAGUUUCUAUGCUGCGAAUCAGAGCCCAAGUCUGGCCCUUUCCUCCAGGCUCUUCUCAAACUAAUGCCCUGAAGAGCUGCCUCCUCCUCUUAGUGUGGUGACCAGUUAGCCAAGACAACCUUUGCCAUCGUGUUCUGCAUGGAUCUUUUCUGUCCAUGUUGGUGGCUGCUGGUUUCAAAGGAGGUGGGCAAGUGAUCCAUGCAAGGGCUCUUAAUACUGUUGGCGUCAGCACAGUGCUAACAAAGGAGACUGCUGUUUUCUGAGGGAGCCCAGGAUGUGGAAAUCAGUUCUCUUGGGCUCCCUCUUGUUCUGUAUUUUUAAGGUUGGUUGUUUGGGGUUUUUUUCUUGCACUUUUUUUGUUCCUGUUUCAGCUUUAGUCCCAGGAUUGGCACUGCCCAUCCUAAAACACCUACCAGGAGGAUAAUAGACUGCUCUGCUUCCUUGUUCCUCCUGUGCUAUGCAAGGUCAAAGCUCCUUUACCUUGGUCUUUGAGCCAGUCUGUGUCUUAUCAUGAGGACAGAUCCUGGAUGUAGGUGCCUUCCUCCCGUUCCCUUUCUAGGUGUUAGGCUGAUUAGAUUCUGCACUUUUGCCUCAAAAUGUCACUGCUUUAGACUGCAUCCAAGGCUCUUGAGGCCCCUCAAGGAAACCUACAAACCCACAGACCCACACCCCAGAGCCUCUGAGUGUAAGUCCAAGGAUCUUUUGUGCCCUCACCUCAGAAAGACCAGACUGUGUGUGACAUGACAGUCCUCAUGUAAUUACAUCUGCUCCUGUUUCCUAGCUCACUUUUCUCUGCAGGUAAAUAGAAAUGCCUUCUCUAGAGUGUUUGACUUUUGACUAAGCCAGUUGCUCCCUCAGGAUACAGCAAGGGCUAGAGAUUAUCUGCCACAUUGCUCUUACAAGCCUCAGUUUCUCCUCUCCUUUUAGUAGCAACAUCACUGACCCCACAAAGGACAGAUACCAGGCCUCACUAGCAAAAGUACCUUUUUUUUUCACAACGCUGUUAUUGCUUGUUGUAGCAGGAAGAGGGGAAUUUCCCCAUCAGCAGGGCCCAAAUUAUCUGCAAAGCCCAAAGAUGGAGCAGAACUGGCCUGGGUCAGAUAGAUGAACUGGGCAAGGCAGCAGUUCCUCCUCCCUGUGUUACUGCUUCCUAAGUGACUGACAAAUGGCUGCAGUGCAGUUUGGGUUCAGCUGUUGGCUUUGGCCUCUGUGUACUGUAAGGAUGCCUGAUGACACAGGGAAGAAGGGUUGGUUCUCUCCUACUGUGGCAUGAGAGCUAAAGGGCAGUUGUCACAACUCCAAAGCUUUUGUAUCCAGCAUUGUCUGCACAGAGCCAUCUCCCUAGCUACAGACUUGUUUCCCCUGCCGGAGGGCAGGGUGCUACUGGUUUUCGGCACAAAGUUGGCAAGUUAGUCGUGGAAAAUAGAACUCCAUCCUGGCUGGAACUGGUGCAGGCUGGCAUAGCUGGAAAGUGUCUCUGCACACAAUCAAAAGGGCAGGGGCUGGUUGUUCUGGUUUCCCACACAUCGCUGUCCAGGGGAAAGGGGUGAGGAAGAAAACUCGCCCGACACCAAAGUGCGACUUUCUUUGUAAAAUAUGUUGAUAGUGGAUUUUUUUUUUCUGCAAUAAAGUUACAAAUGCCAAA
Messenger RNA from Chiroxiphia lanceolata (lance-tailed manakin), 2942 nucleotides. Its product is annotated as flocculation protein FLO11-like. The transcript has 5 exons. Bases 26 to 1129 code for a protein of 367 amino acids. Lineage: Eukaryota; Metazoa; Chordata; Aves; Passeriformes; Pipridae. The record is from RefSeq and is a predicted model, not a curated record.